AUGGAAGCAUUUAGCCCGAAAGAUUCAUCUAUUCUAUCAAGUCCUUACUCAUCACCAAAUCUUAGUGCCUUACUGAAGAUUAAAGUCAUAUCAUGGAGUCAAGAGACUGGUUUGCCUGUAACGGUUCGUGUUCGUGUUGCUAAUAGAUCCUUCAACUUGCACAAGUCUCCAUUGAUAUCUAAGAGUGGAUAUUUCAAGAGGCAGCUAGAUGAAUGGCAAGAAGUUGAUUUGCCAUCAAAUUUCCCUGGAGGUUCAGAAACAUUUGAGAUGAUCGCGCUCUUCAUAUAUGGUUCUUCCACAUUUAUUGAUCCUUUCAAUGUUGCAUCCCUUCGUUGUGCAGCCGAGUUUCUAGAGAUGACAGAAGCAUUGGGUGGCCCUGGCAACUUAUGUGAAAGAACUGACCUGUACUUAACUCAGGUGAUACUGCAAAGUUGGGAUGAUACCCUCAUUGUGCUGCAAAAAUGCCAAGCAUUGCUCCCUUGUGCAGAGGAACUUCUAAUUGUGAGUCGGUGUAUAGAAUCGUUGGCCUUUAUGGCUUGUAUGGAGAUUCUUGAUCCUGAGAGAAAAAGGAAGAAGGGUAUUGUUUCACUAGAAGCUCUUGCAUCCGAACCAUGGAACAGAAAACUCGUAAAGGAAAUUGUAAGUGAUCAAGAUCAUCUUUGGGUAAAAGAUCUAGUUGCUCUUCCAUUUGGGUUUUUCAAAAGGGUUAUUGGGUCAUUAAGAAGGCAAGGCAUGAAGGAGAAAUAUGUAAGUCCCAUUAUUGUUUUUUAUGCCAACAAAUGGGUGAUCUCUAAGAAAACGCGACAAUUUUGGGAGUGUUUAUGUGACAAUGAUGAUGACAACAACAAUAGUAACACUCGUGAUGAUGAUACAAGUGAAAAGGUAUUGGAAACAUUAAAAGGAAUCCUAAACUUGUUGCAUGUAGGAUCAAAGGUGAGUAAAAUAAUUCCUGUUGGGUUCUAUUUUGCCUUAUUGGCUAGAUCUCUCGAGCUUGGUGGAUCAAGCAUGGUUGAAGGAAAGGAAAGGCUACAACAGCAAAUUGUGUAUCUUUUACCUCUGGCACACGUCGAAGAUUUUCUUCUUCCAAAGCAAUUGACAGAGUCCUUAACAUCAAGUAUGGAAGUGGGUGUGAUGGAGAGUAUAUUUUCCUCAUAUGUUUUGUCUAAUAUUGAAAUGAAGCAAAGCCCUCCUAUGGGAAACACAAUUGUGGCAGAAUUAUGGGACUCUUACCUCUCCUUGAUUGCUCAUGAUCCGAAUAUGACACCAAAGAAGUUCAUGAAUCUUGUUGAGAUAGUGCCUAUAUCCUACAGAAAUAACCAUGAUCAUCUUUAUGCAGCAAUGAACACAUACAUUCAGGCACAUCCACAUCUGUCACAAGAAGAAAAAAACACGGUCUGCAAGUACUUGAACUGUCAAAAAUUGUCUCAAGAGUUAUGUGUUGAGGCAGUGCAGAACGAGUUCAUGCCACUUCGAUUAAUAGUUCAAGCACUCUUUAUUCAGCAACUCAACACACAGCAUGCCUUCAAGGAAUGUUCAGAGUCAUUCAGAUUUGCAUAUUCAAGGGAACUCUCAGGAAGUCUUUCGAGUUCAAGAUAUCAAAAUUCGAAAAGCCAAAAUCUAGGAGAAAGUGAUCAUGAGGGUGAAAUAAUGAUCAUGAACAAACCAUUAAGUUGCCUACUAGAGAGUGAUCAAUUAGUGAUGCAAAAAAAGUCUGAGAUACUUGCAGCAGCAAAAAAGGAGUACGAGUCCACGAGUUUCAGAAUUCAGAAUCUUGAACAAGAGCUUGUAUCUCUUAAGAAGAGUCUUAGGUUGAAGAAGAGCGCGAAAGAAACAGAAGAAGAUCCUCCCAAAAUGAGUAACUUUGGGUUAGAAGGAAGAUCAUAUAGUAGUAAAAGGAGGAAUAAUUCACUUGGACAAGUAACUAGUUGCAUUGGUUCAGUGAAUUUUUCUUCUCAGAGGAAAUAUGCUGGCAGAUUAUUGAAGAUCUUUAGAAGGGUGACUUUGUUUGGAAGAGCAAAACUAAAGAAAAAACCUAGUGUUACAGGUUCAUACAGAAACAAGCAAGUAUAACUAAUUACUACUAACUGUAAGUUGAAUGAUGAUUAAAGAAAUAAGUGCUUGCAAAUAAAUAAUUCAUGGAAGGAGAUCACCAGUUGAAGCAUUAUAAUUAGUUAUUUUGUUUAAAUUUCACGAGUAUGUUUCAUGAUUUUGUGUUGUUUUAUAGAAAUAGAAUAUAUACAUGAGUUUGAUGAAUGAUGAAUA
Messenger RNA from Chenopodium quinoa (quinoa), 2262 nucleotides. RefSeq names its product BTB/POZ domain-containing protein At5g48130-like. The record is from RefSeq and is a predicted model, not a curated record. Gene Ontology annotation, molecular function: protein binding. The transcript has 4 exons. NCBI's taxonomy places the organism in Eukaryota, Viridiplantae, Streptophyta, Magnoliopsida, Caryophyllales, Amaranthaceae. The coding region runs from base 1 to 2070 and encodes 689 amino acids.